CUAUGAGAACACAUUCCAGGCCGAGCAGAGCCUGUCCGGGACAAUAAGGGGUGGGACAAAACUCUAUACUAGUUUAAAAAAUCUCGCAAUCUUGCCUUUAAAUCGCCAACAGAGACAACAAACAGCGUUCUUACUGACGGGGGCUGAAAGUGGAGCCGCCACUCGUGAACUUGUCGACGCGGAAGGAGGCUGAUCCUGGUUCUGUUCGGCGGUUUAUCAGCGCAGAUUUGGACCGAGAUGAGAUAGACUCCAGCCGGCUGUGUGAGAGCCAAGAUCCGGCCAGCUGCCAGAUCCAGCUCAUUCCCACUUCUACAUUUUUCACUCCUCUUUUUUGUGCGUUUUAAGAAGUUUUAUUUCUGAAUCACACGAGGAAACAACUUUUUCAGAACCGUCGACGCAGGAAAGGAUGUGAAGUCUGUCUGGAUGAAACAUCUGCAAACUGAGUUCUUAAAAUGAGACCAGCUGUUUUUUUCAUCACAUUUUGCUUUUCUUUGAAAUCACUUUGGCCACGGAGGAAUACAUGGAGCUGUCUUGAUAUGUGGCGUUUGGAUCUCUCAAGUUGAAAAAAAAAGGCGGAGAAGCAGAAAACAGAGAUGGCAAGCUCUGCUCUGCUCACAGUGGUGCUCGCUGGAGUUUUUCUCUGGAUUUCCGCUGUCCAUGCAGACACCAUAGACGAUGGGAAGCUGCUGUGUACAUGUGUCAAUGAGAAAGACACUUGUGACAAUGGAACUUGCAGAGGAGACUUCUGUUUCUAUACAUGGGUGCGGGGCAGAGAGGAGUGGGGCUGUUUUAGCAGAGACAACUACAGAGAGCAGUGUUUUACCUCAUUUGAGCGCUUCUAUGUCUACUGCUGUCAAAAGGAGAAGUGCAACGCCUUCGCCACACCACCUCCCAACAUUGAUGGACCGACAACAGCACCUCCAUCACUCCCAGGUCCAGAAGUGUGGAUCAGUCUGUCUUUGCUGCUCUUAUUCGUCAUCACCAGUGUGUGUGGUCUGGUGCUGUACCUGCGUUUCCGAUGUGCACCUUGCAAACCGAAAGAGCCUGAAGACCGUGAGGCUCCUAUGCUCAAAGUCCCCAGUGGAGAUGACCCUACAUAUGGGGAUAUCUUUGAUGAGUUUUGUACUUCAGGAAGUGGGACAGGACUUCCAUAUCUGGUCCAAAGGACUAUGGCCAGACAAAUCUCACUUGUUGAGUGUGUUGGUAAAGGCAGAUAUGGGGAGGUGUGGAGAGGAACAUGGAUGGGGGAGAGCGUAGCAGUCAAGAUUUUCUCCUCUAGAGACGAGCAGUCCUGGUUCAGAGAGACAGAGAUCUACAAUACUGUACAGCUGCGACAUGACAACAUCCUGGGUUUCAUAGCUUCUGACAUGACAUCCAAGAAUUCUAGCACCCAGCUGUGGCUCGUCACCCACUUCCAUGAGCUUGGUUCGCUGUAUGAUUUCCUGCAGUACAGCAGCUUGGAGCCAGAGAGCUGCUUGAGGAUGUGCCUGUCUGUGGCCUGUGGACUGGUCCACCUCCACACCGAGAUCGUCAGCUCCCAAGAAAAGCCAGCGAUCGCCCACAGGGACCUGAAAAGCCGAAACAUCCUGGUAAAGCGGAACGGGCAGUGCUGCAUCGCUGAUCUAGGUUUGGCUGUGAUACACUCUCAGUCCCACGACUACCUGGAUGUGGGUAACAACCCUCGUGUGGGGACCAAGCGAUACAUGGCCCCUGAGGUGCUGGACGAGACCAUUCGUGUGGACAUCUUUGAGUCCUAUAAGCAAACUGACAUCUGGGCUUUGGGCCUGGUCUUCUGGGAAAUUACUCGCAGGACCAUUGUCAAUGGGAUUGUAGAAGAGUACCGCCCUCCCUUCUUUGACCUGGUGCCCUCAGAUCCCAGCUUUGAGGAGAUGAAGAAGGUGGUUUGUGUGGACCAGCAGAGGCCCAGUCUGCACAACAGACUCCACUCCCACCCUAUCCUGUCGGCCAUCGUAAAGCUCAUGAAGGAGUGUUGGUACCAGAACCCAUCGGCCCGCCUCACGGCCUUGCGGGUGAGGAAGACUCUUUCCAAACUGGACCAGGACAGUGACUUCAGCAUCGAGAAACUCAAGCGGGACAUAUUAUAGACAGAGCACCGGCAUGAAACAGGGACACGAGACUGAAACCACCAGAAGGGAUUUGGCACCACAUUCCAACAGCAUGGCGAGGUGCAUAUCAUUAGCAUAUUUUGAGACAAUGACUCACACAGUAACUGCAUUAUAUUAAAACCACAUGACUUUGAGCAGGAGCGUCUAGACUCUUGCCCCCACGGCUAUGUUUUUUUUUUUUUUAAAGCUAAUUUUCAUCUGCCAUGUUUCUGGCACUUCUUAGCAAGAGGUCCCAGAAAAGUAUUUUUCUUUUUGCUUCAUUAAGCUAAGAAACUUUUAGGUCAGACAUUUCUACAGCAGAGUCAUUAUCACAAUUCACAUAGGCAGGUUUUCGCCACACAUGGGGCUUGGCUCUCUUUCAGUGUUAUUAUUUUAAUCUCCAUUGUUGCAACAGAAUGAAAAAUCGAGAAUGGCACAAUUACUCCUCCUCUUAUCAAGAGGAGUAAUGAUAUACAGUAUGAUGUAUGGACUUGCCAUAAUGGCCAAAGCCAUAAACAACCACAGCAAGCAUGAAGAAUGGUUGUCUUUAUUUUAUAAUACUGGAAACAUACCAAAGCACAUUACCUGCUCUGUAAGCAUAUUUAACUUAAGUAAAAUCUAUUACCUGCACAUAGUUUGAGCUAUUUAGUUGUACAUAUUCUAACAGCAUUGAGGCUGUUGUAUCAUCAUUGGAUUUAUUGUAAAUAUAUUUCAAAAGGGAUAUUAUUUUUUACUUUUCAGAAAUGAGACACGUUUUAUAUACUUUUUUUUAAUCACACAGCUUUUCAGAAUUUUUUUUUUUUACAUUUCUGUCGACCAAAAAAACAUACCAUCACAGUUACUAUGGGUAAAUGAAUGCACAAACAGACAUGUAGUGUUGUAUAUCUUGAAUAAAGGAUUGUAUUUUUUAAGCA
This is a messenger RNA of Amphiprion ocellaris (clown anemonefish), 3019 nucleotides long. RefSeq names its product activin A receptor like type 1 (gene acvrl1). The transcript has 10 exons. Lineage: Eukaryota; Metazoa; Chordata; Actinopteri; Pomacentridae. Gene Ontology annotation, molecular function: ATP binding; SMAD binding; transforming growth factor beta receptor activity, type I. The record is from RefSeq and is a predicted model, not a curated record. Gene Ontology annotation, biological process: heart development; cellular response to growth factor stimulus; BMP signaling pathway. Bases 594 to 2105 code for a protein of 503 amino acids. Gene Ontology annotation, cellular component: BMP receptor complex; plasma membrane.